Molecule: messenger RNA, 1076 nt
Organism: Gastrolobium bilobum
Lineage: Eukaryota; Viridiplantae; Streptophyta; Magnoliopsida; Fabales; Fabaceae
Exons: 9
Coding region: 18-788 (256 amino acids)
Molecular function (GO): hydrolase activity
Source: RefSeq, a predicted model, not a curated record
UAUUUUGUGACAGCAAAAUGAGCUAUGCACAUUAUCAUAUGGCCUCUGGUAGUAGAACUGCUAGAAGAACUUUGGAGUUUGGGAAGACACAUGUAGUGAGGCCAAAAGGAAAACACCAAGCCACUAUUGUUUGGCUGCAUGGUCUUGGUGAUAAUGGUUUGAGCUCAUCUCAGCUCCUGGAAUCCCUUCCACUUCCAAAUAUAAAAUGGAUUUGCCCAACUGCUCCUACCCGCCCUGUAGCAAUACUUGGUGGUUUUUCUUGCACUGCAUGGUUUGAUAUGGGAGAACUUUCAGAAGAGGGUCCAGAUGAUUGGGAGGGUUUAGAUGCCUCAGCUGCACAUAUUGCCAACUUGUUGUCAACAGAGCCACCUGAUGUGAAAGUUGGAAUUGGAGGCUUCAGUAUGGGUGCAGCAAUAGCUCUAUAUUCUGCAACAUGUUUUGCCAUGGGAAGGUAUGGAAAUGGCAUCCCUUACCCUGUCAACUUAAGAGCAGUUGUUGGACUAAGUGGCUGGCUUCCAGGAUCAAGGAGCUUGAGGAACAAGAUAGAAGUGUCACACGAAGCAAGAAGGCGAGCUGCUUCAUUACCCAUUUUGCUGAGCCAUGGAAUCAGUGAUGAUGUAGUCCUCUACAAAUACGGAGAGAAAUCAGCCCAAUCCUUAAGUUCAGCAGGGUUUCGAUAUAUUACAUUCAAAUCCUAUGAAGGGCUUGGUCAUUAUACAGUUCCAAGGGAAAUGGAUGAGGUCUCCAAUUGGCUUAGCUCAAGGCUGGGGCUUGGGGGACCCUCAUAAAUUAACAUAGUAUCAGUCAGGGCAUACCUGUAGAAGUUAUGUGGAACAAUAACAAGGAAGAUGGAGAUGGAGAUGGAGAUGAACAAGGUGGCUUGAUCAUGGAACGGUUCACGGGUAUAAAUACUAUGGUAUAGGAGAAUUAGUUUUCUGGGUCCUUUUUGUCAUGUUGCUGAGAAAUAAAGAUCUGAAUGUGUUUUUUUUUCAUGUAUUUCACUCUAUAUUAUUAUAGAACCUAGAGACAGGGUCAGGUGUACUAUUGGAAGAUUUUGUUUUAAUUAUUGUGAUAUU